Molecule: messenger RNA, 2637 nt
Organism: Clunio marinus
Lineage: Eukaryota; Metazoa; Arthropoda; Insecta; Diptera; Chironomidae
Source: the annotation of a GenBank genome assembly
GUGCAUUUCAAACCUUCUUCCACCAAAGUCUCAUUGUGAUAAGUUAUGAAGAAAUCGACAUCUAAGUGGUGUUUUUAUGUUUUUAAAGCCACCGUUCUGCUUUUAAUUUUGGGAGGAUCGAUUUUCGCAAUAGUAUAUGCAACACUCAAUAGCAGCAGCAGCGAAAGUUCUCAAGGGGCUAUUGCAGCAAAUGGAAUAGAAUGUGCUGCAAUUGGAAAGGAAAUAUAUAAAGCAGGAGGAAAUGUAGCGGAUGUUGCCGUUGCUACUGUCUUAUGUGAAGGUAUAACAUGUCCACAAUCAUCUGGGCUUGGAGGAGGUUUUUUGCUAACGAUUUACAUAAAAGAAACAGGAACGGUUGAGACAUUAAAUGCAAGAGAAGUAGCACCUAAGCUUGCUACUCCUGAUAUGUUUGUCAAUGAUUCAAGUGCAUCUGUCAGAGGUGGAAAGGCAGUUGCAGUACCUGGAGAGUUAAAAGGCCUUUGGGAACUUCACCAAAAAUAUGGAAAACUUCCUUGGGCAGAACUUGUGCAACCAAGCAUAAAAUUAGCAAGAGAUGGCCAUGUUGUGUCUCCGUAUCUUCAAAAUAUAUUUUCACGAAAUGAAAACAGUAUUCGAAAUGAACCUACACUGAAAGAGAUUUACAUUAAUCCAUUAACAAAUAGAAGCUAUGCGCUCAACGAAUAUAUUAAAAGGCCAAAACUUGCUGAAACUUUGGAAAUCAUUGCAAGAGAAGGUGCAGAUGCAAUUUAUGGCAGAGGGUCUCUUGCAAUUGGAUUAAUCAACGAUAUCAGAGAGCGAGGUGGAAUUAUAACUGACGAAGAUUUACUUGAUUAUCAAGUUCGUUGGCGAUACCCUGUGUCAACUACGCUCAACGAUAAUAGUACUUUCCACACUUUCCCACUUCCUAGCAAUGGUGCCAUUACUCCAUUCAUACUUAAUCUUUUAAAAGAUUAUGAUCUUAAGCAUGAUUCAUUAUCUUAUCAUCGUAUAGUCGAAGCUUUUAAAUUUGCUUACGCAAAAAGAAGUUUGCUGGGUGACGAACCAACUGACGAGAUUAAGGAGUUGAUGAGGAAUUUAACUGACAUACAGUAUGCAGAAGAGAUAAGAGAAUUAAUUAAUGAUGAAAAAACAUCUGAUGAUUUUGAAUAUUAUGGAGCAAGAUAUGAGAAUCAGGAGGAUCAUGGAACUGCUCAUAUUUCAAUUUUAAUGCCUAAUGGGGAUGCAGUUGCCGUAACUUCUACAAUCAACUAUUUAUUCGGAGCGUUCUUUGUAUCAGAAUCGACUGGAAUUAUUAUGAAUAAUGAAAUGGAUGAUUUCUCUACACCCGGAUUCGUUAAUAUUUACGGUAUUCCUGCAUCACCAGCAAAUUUUAUUCAGCCUGGAAAAAAUCCAUUAUCAUCCAUGAUGCCUUCAAUUCUUCUUGAUGAGAACGGGAACCCCAAGCAAAUUAAUAAUUGGUGGAGCUGUGCAAGACGCUUGCAUCACCAGUUAGCACCAAUGCAUGUUCAAUUCGAUACAGAUUUUGAUCAAGAUAUUGUGAGAGACUUGAAUGAAAAAUAUGGACACCAAAUUGUGGAAAAUCCACCUGAUGGAGGAUUUGCUGCUGUUGUUGGGAUAGCAAAAAAUGAUGGAGUGGUUGAAGGUGUGGUUGACCCGAGAAGAGCCGCAGGAAAUAAAAUUUCUGUUUAUGAAUGCUGUGAAUGUAACAAUGAAGGACAAUCAAUCAGACUUAUAAGAGUAUACAGUGAACCUGAUAAAGAUGAAGUAUUUAAUGGAAUUGCAUGGAGUUUCGACUCUAGCGGUCCAGUUUUAGCUGCUGGUGGAGUCAAAGCAAUUGUCAGAGUCAUUCAGUGCAAUGGAUUACCUUUAUUAUGCUAUAAAAAUUUAAUAGGGCACACUGGGGCCGUUAACGACUUAAAGUUUCAUCCAAAAAAUCUUCAACUUCUGCUCACAUGCAGUAAAGACUACUCAAUACGAUUAUGGAAUAUCAAAAAUUCAACAUGCGUAGCGAUAUGGAGCGGAACAAGAGGCCAUCGUGACGAAGUUUUAUCUAUCGAUAUCUCAGCUGAUGGACAUAAAUUCAUUUCAGGUGGUAUUGAUCACAACAUUAUGGUGUGGAAUUUAAAUUCAGAAGAUGUCCAAGAAAAAAUUGCAAAAAGUAAUGAAGUUGACAUAUUUGGACGAGAUCUACUCGUCGCAGUGAGAUUGCAUUUUCCUGAUUUUUCAACUAGAGAUGUUCAUGGAAAUUAUGUUGACAGCGUUAAAUGGUUUGGAGACACAUUCCUAACAAAGUCAUGUGAAAAUAACAUCAUAUGGUGGAAGGUUUCGUCUAGUAACAAGACCUUGGUCGUGUCAAAACUUUUCACUUUCGAUAUAAUUGAAUGUGAUAUUUGGUUCAUGAGAAUGGAACUCGAUCUGUCGAUGAAGCUUCUUGCCGUUGGCAGUCAGACUGGUAAAGUUUUUGUGUUUGAUUUGGAUACUGAAGUUCCAGUGAAUAAGAGAAGCACUUUAGUUCAUUUGAAAUGUAAUUCAGCAGUUCGACAGACGAGUUUUUCUAGAGAUGGUAGAAUUUUGAUAGCGGCAUGUGAUGACGGAUCAAUUUGGCGAUGGGACAAAAAAGAAAAUUCCAAAUUCUAA